AUACAAACUAGCCACGUAUCCAGCAUGUGUACUAUUUAUAUACCCCCAUGGACUUAACUAGUAGUUUUGACUCUACAAAGACGCAAUGGCGAAAGCAACAGAACAGAAACAAAACUCUCAAACUGUGGAAGUAACGAAGCUUGAUAUCCGCGAUGUGAUCACCACAGCCACCACAUACGGCGAGGAUAAACGUCAUGGCGGCAGACGCAAUGACGUGGCAAUGUUUGUGUUACGAGCCAUGUGCAUGGCUGUAUCUGCGGUGGCUGUGUCGUUAAUGGUGACAGCCCGUGAGACUAGCAUGACAACUCUCUACGGUUUCGAGUUUCAGCUCCACGCCGUCUGGUCUCUCUCAGAUUCCCUCAUUUAUCUAGUGGCGGUUUCAUCAGCAACGGUUAUUUACUCAUUGCUUCAACUGAUUUUGAGCGGGACCAGACUAAUGAGAAAAUCUCCGGUGAUUCCGACAAGAACACAAGCAUGGUUUUGCUUCGCUGCGGAUCAGAUAUUGGGAUACGCGAUGGUGAGUGGAGGAUCAGCGGCUUUGGGAGUGACGAAUAUGAACAGAACAGGAAUCAGGCACAUGCCUCUUCCCAAUUUCUGCAAAUCUCUAGGUUUCUUCUGUGACCAUCUAGCAAUCUCCGUCGUCUUCGCCUUGCUCGCGUUCCUCCUCCUCGCCGCUUCUUCUAUUCUCGACGUUCUCCAUCUCUCCCGCAACUGAUCUAGAGAAUUAUUACUGAUUAACAUUCCUGUUCUUUCUGUUUCCCACAUCUCUUAUGUUUAAUCAUCAUACAAUAAUCAUGUGUUGUUAUGUUUUUCCUUUUGAAAUUUGUUUGUUUCCAUCGAUGUCAGCGAAUCUUCCAAUUCCAAAGUUUUU
Molecule: messenger RNA, 871 nt
Organism: Brassica napus (rape)
Lineage: Eukaryota; Viridiplantae; Streptophyta; Magnoliopsida; Brassicales; Brassicaceae
Product: CASP-like protein 3A1
Exons: 2
Coding region: 86-715 (209 amino acids)
Source: RefSeq, a predicted model, not a curated record